AUGCGCACUUUGGCGGCCCUUUUGGGGGCCCCGUGGCCCGCAGCAGCGGCAGCAGCAGCAGCAGCGCCAGCAGCUGCUGCUGCAGUUAAAGGAGAGGCGAAGACAGAGGCAGAAGCAGAAGCAGCAGCCGCAAGCACAGCAGCAACAGCAGACACGAACACCGCAGCAGCAGCAGCAGCGGCGGGCACAGGUGCAGCAGCAACUGAAGAUGCAAACAUAGCAGUAGCAGCAACAGCAGCAACAGCAGCAGCGGCAGCAACAGCAGCAGCAGCAGAUAUGCCUGCUGCUGCUGAAGCAGCAGCAAACCAAAGGCCCCUCAGCGAGGGGGCCCAGCUGCUGCUGGCCCGCAUGCUGCUGCAUUUGCUGCGCCUCAGUUUUGCUCCAGACCGCCCCCCUGCUGCAGCGCGGCGUGUCAGCCCCAGCAGCAGCAGCAGCAGCAGCAGCAGCAGCAACAGAAAAUGCACCCUUUUGGCCAUUUGCAUUAAUCGCAGACUUGGGGCCCCUAAGGGGGGCCCCCAGGGGAACCCAGAAGGACCCUUUGAGGCCCCCAGAGGGCCCCCCCAAAACCCCCCAACACUGAAGGGGGCCCCCAGGGAAGACUUGGGGGCCCCUAGACCCACAAAGGGGCCCUUGGGCUGUCGGGGGGCCCCUCUCGGCUGCGCCCUCUGGACUUUGACUUAUGACACCAUUUAUGCUUUCCAAGACUUCAAAGAUGAUUCCAAAAUUGGAGUUAAGUCCUCAGCCCUCACCUGGGGCCCCCGGGGGGCCCGCCUGUGGGGUUCCCUCGCCAUUCUUGCCCAGGGGGCCCUCUGGGCCCUCGCGGGCGCGGCCCUGGGGGCCCCCCAGGGGUCCCCCCCGGGGGCCCCCCCGGGGGCGCCCCAGGGGGCCCCCCAGGGGGCUCACCAGGGGGCCCCCCAGGGGGCCCCCCAGGGGGCUCUCCAGGGGGGCCCGCAGGGGGACCUCCAGGGGGACCUCCAGGGGGGCCCCCCUGGGGGCCCCCAGGAGACCACCAUGGGGGGGCCCCGGGGGGCCCCGGGGGCCCCGGGGGCCCCUCAGGGGGGCCCCCUGGGGGGCCUGGUGGGGCCCCGUCUGCCGUACUUUGUGGGCAUUGCUGUCACCUGUGGGGCCCUCGCUGGCCUGCUUUGGAGAACAGACUUUUCUAAUGGGGCUGCAUGCGCCAGGGCCUUCAAGGCCAACCACCCCUUGGGGGCCCUUUUUGCACUUUCCAUUAUUGCCAGCAAAGUUUGGGAAUACAAAAUGGCCCAAAAGCUUUCGCCCCAGGGCCCCGUAGAGGGGGCCCCGUGGGGGCCCCCUGGGGGCCCCUGCACA
This is a messenger RNA of Eimeria tenella, 1329 nucleotides long. Its product is annotated as 4-hydroxybenzoate octaprenyltransferase, putative. Gene Ontology annotation, molecular function: transferase activity, transferring alkyl or aryl (other than methyl) groups. Gene Ontology annotation, cellular component: mitochondrial inner membrane. Gene Ontology annotation, biological process: ubiquinone biosynthetic process. The record is from RefSeq and is a predicted model, not a curated record. The annotation marks the transcript as partial. Lineage: Eukaryota; Apicomplexa; Conoidasida; Eucoccidiorida; Eimeriidae. The transcript has 4 exons.